UGUAGUACAGCUAGCUGUUUUGCGGGAAAACCUUGUAAACACGAUUGAUGUUUAUGAAAUCGUCCCUUCCAGCCUUUUCCACCCACAAGUUGAGCCAAUUUCUCGCUUCUUCCACCGCCGACUCGCUUUCCAGCAGCCAAAUUCUCUUUACAAGAACGUUGCAUCAGCGAAAACGAAAACAAUGUCUGUGCUUAAUCAGAGCGGAGAAGAGCAGCUAGAGUGCCCAUUGUGCAUGGAGCCGCUGGAGAUUGACGACAUCAACUUCCACCCCUGUACAUGUGGUUACCAGAUUUGUCGGUUCUGCUGGCACCGCAUCCGGACAGACGAGAACGGACUUUGUCCGGCGUGUCGGCGGGCCUACUCUGAGGACCCAGCCAAUUUUCGGCCGCUGACCUCGACGGAGGUGCAGCGACUUAAGUCCGAGAAGCGGAUGCGAGAGCAGCAAAGAAAGCAGAAGGUUAUCGAGUCUCGGCAACAUCUGGCGGCUGUGAGAGUUGUGCAGAAAAACUUGGUCUUUGUGCUUGGUUUGCCUGCAAGACUGACUGACACAGAGGUGCUCAAACGGCACGAGUACUUUGGCAAAUUUGGGCGUAUUCAAAAAGUGGUGAUAAACCAGAGUACCUCCUAUGCUGGGACUCAGGGCCCAAGUGCGAGUGCGUACGUUACGUAUUAUCGUAGUGAGGACGCACUGCGUGCUAUCUCGGCCGUCAACAAUACUCUGGUUGACAGCCGAUCGCUCAAGGUAUCGCUUGGUACUACCAAGUAUUGUUCCAACUUUCUAAAAAACCAACAGUGCCCUCGAGCCGAGUGCAUGUAUCUGCACGAUCUGGGUGAUUCUGAAGCGAGUUUCACCAAAGAGGACAUGCAGCAGGGCAAACACCAAGAAUACGAAAAGAAACUCUACGACCAGCUUUUAAUCAAUAGUUCUAGCAAUCAAGUCAAAGAAAGCAUCAGUGAUAAUACUCCAAAGGCUACAACCACCGCUCCGGCCGCCUCUGCUUGGGGAAAUAAUAGCACAGAAGAGCCAUGGCCAUUGUUCAACGAUGAGGCGGAGGAGAAUAUUGCUUCCAACCAAGAAACAAAGAAAAAAGAAUCAGAGGAACCGGCAAAGGCUCGCAGGAAAAGAAAAGGCCGUUCUAGAGGAAAGCAUGGAAGUAAAAAGCAAGUACCGGAGUCGAGUAGCGGAAGAGAAUUGUCUCCGUCCCCGCCCCCACAAAACAAUAACUCAACGGGUCAAGAUAUCGAAACUAUUAAUGGCAAUGUGCAAUUAAUCCCGCAAUCGUUGUCAACUUCUUCGAGCACUUCCUCAAUAUCUGAUGAUGCGAAUGGGAAAGAAGAUUUUAAAGUAGAGGCAACGCAGCCAAUUCCUGAGAGCGCACCCACGGAAUUCUCUCAUUUCCCAAUCGAUGGAAAUCAUUUGGAAAGCAUCAGUUUGCAAGCGGCCUUUGGUUUCGAGCCAACUGAAUUACCCAAUGGUUGUCCUCCAGGUGCAUUGGACGAAGGUGAUGAUGAUGACGACGACGACGACGAUUUAGGAUUUGAUCCAUUUGCCGAGACGCAAAAAGGCUUGGCUGAAUUGAUCGAGUCGGAGAAGCAAAAGCAGCAGCAACAUCAGUUGCAACAAAGCAGAUCGAUGACGGCGAUCAUGCAACAACAAACGAACAACAAUUUAGAACAGCUUUUUCGCUCGGGCGAUCUGCACCGUCCCACCUCACACCACGAUUUACCUUUUGAGUUUGACGCCAGACGCGCGCCUCCCCCGGGUUUUAAUGGGCUCGCUGCACCGUCCAACCGGCCUGCUAUGCAGCCUAGAGCAUUUAACGAUAUGAGUCAGCCUGCUUCCUUUAUAUUUGGUCGGGUUAUCGACAAGGAACCGAAUCCCCCUGCUCCAUCAGGUUUUAGUUUUGCCAACUGGCAGGCAUUGCUGCCCAACCUAGGCAGCAGCUACACAAGCAACGGUGCCCAAAGACCCGCGCCUAUGCAGCAAAGACCCGUGCAAUCUGAUUGGACGGCAAUGGACCCGGCGAUCAUGGCAGCAAGUGCACGGCCCAGACCCGAGUCAAGCAAUUUGAGAGAUCAGCUCAAUAUAAUGACUACUGAAAGGCUCUACCUGUCCGACAGGUCUCGCACAAAUUUAGACUGGUCUGGCAAACUGGCCCCUCCACCAGGUUUUACUCGCCGUUAUUAAUUGAAGCGUGCUGAGGGGAAGGUGCCUUGACCAGAAGUGCUUGACACGUCUUGACCUUGGCGCUGGUGCGAGUAUUUUUCGAUUUAUAUAUAAAAAUAUUACGAGUUAUAAAUCCAUUCUUACCACCCAUGAAGAAAAUAACUGCAAUAAACCUCUGAUACACGAACA
Cloeon dipterum is the source of this 2356-nucleotide messenger RNA. Its product is annotated as CCR4-NOT transcription complex subunit 4-like. Gene Ontology annotation, biological process: protein ubiquitination. The coding region runs from base 182 to 2188 and encodes 668 amino acids. NCBI's taxonomy places the organism in Eukaryota, Metazoa, Arthropoda, Insecta, Ephemeroptera, Baetidae. Gene Ontology annotation, molecular function: RNA binding; metal ion binding; ubiquitin-protein transferase activity. Gene Ontology annotation, cellular component: CCR4-NOT complex. The record is from RefSeq and is a predicted model, not a curated record. The transcript is spliced from 13 exons.